UGGUCACGUGAAGAAGAUGUUUAGUCGCGUAUAGUAUAAAAUUAAAACAUUUGUCUUUUAAAGUGAAUUUCUUAUAGGAAACUCAACAUCAAAUUCGAGGCUAUCAAAUAUUUAUAUUGUUGUCAGAAAGAAGCGGAUCAAGAACAGGAUAACGUUGUUUACUUUAUCGGUAAACAACAUAAAAAUGGAAUCUUUUGCGAAUGAUAUCAAAAUGCUGGAAAGAGGUCAGAGAUGUGCUACUACAAUGAUACCAGGAAUAAAAAAAAUAAAGCUGUGAUGAAAGGCAUAAAGUUUUGGGCUUGUUUUCUCUGGAGAAUAGAAGAAUUAGAGGGCUUAAAACAAUACAAAUGAACUGACAAAAAAAAACAUACUGUUGGAUGUUGAUGAGCAGAAGAUCAUCCUAAGAAAAUGAGUUCAGUACACCCAAAACUCUGCCAAUUUUUGUUAUUGACUUGUUGGUACAUCACUAUAAGUUCUGUUGAAAGAAUUACUGAGGACCAGGAUCCUCAUUGUGAAGAUUCAGACAAAGAUGAUCCAUCCUGUAUUAUUGAAGAUGUUAGUCAUUUUCCUGGACAUUGGCCUUCAAGUUACUGUAAAGUCAAGAAUGUAGCAUUCCAUGUAGGAGAGAAAUCUCUGAAAGUUAAAAAGUCAACCAUCUUGCAUCUUGACCAGUGCUUUGGAAUUAAGGACAUCUGGACUUUUGACUUGUUUAAGAACAAGUUUAUGAACAAACUGGACUGUGAUCAGGUUUUUGAAAGAGGAUAUUUUGUCACAAUGUAUUACUACCAUGGUAGCAACUACUUUCAUCUACACUAUGACACAGUACUACCAUUGUAUGUAGCUCUUCAUUGUGACAGCAAUAACAAAGAGCUAGCUGAUGAGGAUAUUGUGAUUUUACCAGCUAUAGAGUUAACACGAGGUCAGAAUAUAGACUGGGAAACAAAAGCUUUCAUGGAUCCAAAAAUGUACUGGAUGGAUGUAUUGCAGUUAGUAACAAGCCCUCACAAAAUCUUACCUGUUGAUCUUCGUCUCAGAGCAGUCAACAAAACCAUCUGUUUUAAGGAAGCGUUUUUUGGGACACCGCAAGUUAAGUUUUCUGAUCCAACCAUUAUCCGUGGCUAUAGAGAUUUCAUUAAGAAAAGGCUCAGUAUAAAGGAGUUAGAUAGUGGGUGGAUCCAACCUCAUGUGGGGAUUAUUCACAGGGAAGGAAGAAGAAAAAUAUUGAAUGAAAAGGAACUAAUGAGAAGUGUGGAUAAAUUUUCUGAUGUUGAAUUGAUUGACUUUUCAAAAAUGUCUUUUCAGGAGCAGGUGAAUAAAGUUCAAGAUUAUGACAUCCUCGUUGGAAUUAAUGGUGCAGGACUUACCAAUGCUUUAUAUCUUCCUAACCAUAGUGUAGCGAUUCAGUUAAUACCAUACAAGACUUUUGGCUUGCAUUACCAAGAGUUGGUUGGCUUGAUUACUAUGUACGUGGGCUACUUUGUUUUACGAAUUUUACACGAGAAGGGGGAAUAA
This is a messenger RNA of Limulus polyphemus (Atlantic horseshoe crab), 1512 nucleotides long. Its product is annotated as EGF domain-specific O-linked N-acetylglucosamine transferase-like. NCBI's taxonomy places the organism in Eukaryota, Metazoa, Arthropoda, Merostomata, Xiphosura, Limulidae. The record is from RefSeq and is a predicted model, not a curated record. Gene Ontology annotation, molecular function: glycosyltransferase activity. The coding region runs from base 409 to 1512 and encodes 367 amino acids. The transcript is spliced from 9 exons.